Populus euphratica (Euphrates poplar) is the source of this 1048-nucleotide messenger RNA. RefSeq names its product Chaperone DnaJ-domain superfamily protein. Gene Ontology annotation, molecular function: protein folding chaperone; protein-folding chaperone binding. Bases 132 to 707 code for a protein of 191 amino acids. Lineage: Eukaryota; Viridiplantae; Streptophyta; Magnoliopsida; Malpighiales; Salicaceae. Gene Ontology annotation, cellular component: nucleus; cytoplasm. The transcript is spliced from 3 exons. The record is from RefSeq and is a predicted model, not a curated record.
ACAAGAACAGAAGAUCUUGCCGAAGAAGAGGACACAAAAAUGCCACGGCUGUCUGGGACAAUCUCUCUCUCCUCUUCUUUAAUUCUCAAAAAAACCAAUAACCUCAAAGAAAUCCAGAAACAAAUUCAAGCAUGGAUUACUACAAGGUCUUGGGUAUAAACAGAACCGCAACAAAAGAAGAAAUAAAAGAAGCAUAUCGAAGAUUAGCGUUAGAACUCCACCCAGACAAACACGCACGAUCAUCAAAUCCUGUAAGAGAGAAAGCCACCCUCAAAUUCAAACAAGUCUCUGAAGCUUACGAAAUUCUUAGAAACGAUAAAAAACGUGCUGAUUACAACUUUCGGUCCUCUUAUUCUUCUUCUAAUAAUCACACGGGAAGGAAUUAUUAUAGUAAUAAAAAUUAUUAUAAUCGUGGGGGCUAUGGAUAUUAUCAUAAUUAUGAUAAUAAUGAUUAUGAUUCGAGGUUUUAUAGGUAUACAAAGUCUGGGUGGAGCUCAAAAUUGGAGAAUUUGAUCAAGUUCAUGACCAGUCGUGCGUUUCUUCUCAAUGCAGCUUUUGGCUGUGCCUUACUUGGUGGGUCCGUGGUGGUGGAUAUGGGAAAGGAAGCACUGUGGAAUAUGCACAAUUCAGGGAAAUCAUUUGAGGAUGCCAUGGAAUCUAUCAAGAAAGCUAGAGCACAUAGAGAUGAGGAUGAGGAUGAGGCUUGAUAGCCAAGAGGACCAUGUUCUUUGAUUUCUACUAAUGAAACCAGAAACUUUUCUUGCAUGAUUGGAGAAUAAGUACGAGCAUGGGAUUCCAAGACCUGUCUUCAACCAUAAUAUAUCUCCAGAAUUUAGUGAAUUAUCACAUUUUUUUUCAUCAUUGAAAGAUCCAUAGAUCGUCUAUUGGCCCUUAUUUCGUACAGGAGAUGCUUCAAAUACAUCCCAGGGGAUUUUGUAAAUACCCCUUUCCGGAUCAAGAUUUGUAAACAGAGUUGUACUUGUGUGGCUGGUAUCCAGCCCUCGAUGUUAUAUAUGCUUAAAAUAAUCCUCAUUAUUUUGGUUCUUCA